AUGGAUGACCUGUUUGACGGUGCCGUCGGUAUUGAUCUCGGUACCACCUACUCCUGCGUCGGUGUUUGGCAAAACGACCGCGGCAACCGGACAACUCCCUCCUACGUCUCCUUCUCCUCUGAGGAGCGCCUGAUCGGCGAUGCCGCCAAGAACCAGGCUGCGAUGAACCCCAAGAACACCGUGUUCGACGCGAAGCGUCUCAUCGGUCGGAGAUACGACGACCCCGACGUUAAGAAGGAUAUGACCCACUGGCCCUUCGAGGUCAUCGAGAAGAACGGCUCUCCUCUGAUCAAGAUCAACUAUCUCGGCGAGGAAAAGACGUUCAGCCCUCAGGAGAUCUCCUCGAUGGUCCUCAUCAAGAUGAAGGAGAUUUCAGAGGCCAAGCUUGGCAAGACUGUCAAGAAGGCUGUUGUAACUGUACCCGCCUACUUCAACGACUCUCAACGUCUUGCGACCAAGGAUGCGGGUGCGAUCGCUGGUCUCGAGGUGCUCCGUAUCAUCAACGAGCCCACCGCCGCUGCCAUUGCCUACGGCCUCGACCGCCAGUCGUCUAUUGAAAAGAACGUCCUCAUCUUCGAUCUCGGUGGAGGAACUUUCGAUGUCUCCCUCCUCAACAUCACUGGUGGUGUCUUUGCCGUCAAGGCCACCGCUGGUGACACUCACCUUGGCGGUGAGGACUUCGACAACAACCUUCUCGAGUUCUUCAAGAAGGAGUUCCAGAAGAAGACCAGUCUCGACAUCUCGGACGACGCCCGUGCUCUGCGUCGUCUGCGCAGUGCCUGCGAGCGUGCCAAGCGCACUCUUUCCAGCGUUGCCCAGACCACUGUCGAGGUCGACUCUCUCUUCCAGGGCGAGGACUUCUCGGCCAACAUCACUCGUGCCCGUUUUGAGGAGAUCAACGCUUCGCUCUUCAAGUCGACUCUGGACCCUGUUGAGCGUGUCCUCAAGGAUGCGAAGAUGCCCCGCGAGAAGGUUGACGACAUCGUCCUUGUCGGUGGCUCCACCCGUAUCCCCAAGGUUCAGUCGCUGGUCUCGGAGUACUUCGGUGGCCGCCAGCUCAACAAGUCGAUCAACCCCGACGAGGCCGUCGCGUAUGGUGCUGCUGUCCAGGCCGCCGUCCUCACUGGCCAGACCUCUGAGAAGACCCAGGACCUCCUCCUCCUCGAUGUCGCUCCCCUCUCCCUCGGUGUCGCCAUGCAGGGUGACAUCUUCGGUGUUGUCGUCCCCCGCAAUACCCCCAUCCCCACCAACAAGUCUCGUGUCUUCACCACCGUUGAGGACAACCAGACGACCGUCACCUUCCCUGUGUACGAGGGCGAGCGUACGCAGUGCCGCGACAACCGUUUGCUCGGCGAAUUCGAGCUCAACGGCAUUCCCCCCAUGCCCCGUGGCCAGGCCGAGCUCCUCACGACCUUCGAGCUCGACGCGAACGGUCUCCUUAAGGUGACCGCGCAGGACCGCGCUUCUGGCCGCAAGGCACAGAUCAGCAUCCAGAACUCUGUCGGCCGUCUCUCGUCCGUUGAGAUCGACCAGAUGAUCAAGGACGCUGAGCACUACAAGCAGGCGGACAAGGACUUCAGCGCACGACACGAGGCCAAGGCCGACCUCGAGAGCUACAUCCACCAGGUCGAGAACACCAUCACCAGCCCUGAGAUUGGCAUGAAGAUCAAGCGUCAUGCUAAGGCGCAGGUCGAGGCUGAACUCGCGCGCGCGCUCGAGAAGCUCGAGAUCGAGGACUCGACGUCAGACGAGCUCCGCAAGGCGCAGCUUGGCAUCAAGCGCGCGCUCCAAAAGGCGACCGCUGGCAUGCGGUAG
This is a messenger RNA of Epithele typhae, 1815 nucleotides long. RefSeq names its product heat shock protein. Gene Ontology annotation, molecular function: heat shock protein binding; misfolded protein binding; ATP-dependent protein folding chaperone. NCBI's taxonomy places the organism in Eukaryota, Fungi, Basidiomycota, Agaricomycetes, Polyporales, Epitheliaceae. Gene Ontology annotation, cellular component: nucleus; cytoplasm; cytosol. The transcript is spliced from 7 exons. Gene Ontology annotation, biological process: vesicle-mediated transport; cellular response to unfolded protein; protein refolding. The record is from RefSeq and is a predicted model, not a curated record. The coding region runs from base 1 to 1815 and encodes 604 amino acids.